GUGAUAUUUGGCAUCAUUUUCCCACCUUCGAUUCUCCUCAUGGAUUUUCGACUCGGGGAGGAAGUGACAUGUCAAGCCCCAGCGGAGAACGAAGAAGAAGCGAAGGACAAAGACGAUGACAAUAAAUCCAGCAAGAUCCUGAUGUCAGAGCCGGGGAAGUUGAAGCAGAAGAUCAACGUUUGGGCCGAAGAGUACUGGAACAUCACAGACGCGGCGGCCAUCUUUACCUUCCUCCUGGGCCUGAUGCUGAGGCUGCAGAGCGAGCCCCUGUUGGGCAUCGGACGGGUCAUCUACUGCGUGGACAUCAUCUUCUGGUACAUCAGGGUGCUCGACAUCUUCGGGGUCAACAAAUACCUGGGACCCUACGUCAUGAUGAUCGGGAAAAUGAUGAUUGACAUGUUGUACUUCGUGGUGAUCAUGCUGGUGGUGUUGAUGAGUUUCGGCGUGGCUCGGCAGGCCAUCCUGCACCCUGAUGAGAUCCCAACAUGGCGUCUGGCCAGGAACAUCUUCUACAUGCCUUACUGGAUGAUCUAUGGGGAAGUGUUCGCUGACUCCAUAGACCUCUAUGCAAUGGAAAUCAAUCCACCAUGUGGUGAUAACAUGUACGAUGAGGAUGGGAAGAAGCUUCCUCCUUGUAUCCCCGGAGCCUGGCUCACUCCAGCCAUCAUGGCCUGCUACCUGCUGGUGGCCAACAUCCUCCUGGUCAACUUACUCAUCGCUGUCUUCAACAACACCUUCUUAGAGGUCAAGUCCGUCUCCAACCAGAUCUGGAAGUUCCAGCGUUACCAGCUGAUCAUGAAGUUCCACGACCGGCCCCUCCUCCCUCCGCCCCUCAUCAUCUUCAGCCACAUCUACAUCGUUCUGAAAUACGUCUUUCGUCGCUGCAAGAGGAGAACAGAGGGAGAGCAGGACGACAGGGACAACAAAGGACUACAGCUGCUGCUGAACGCUGAGGAGCUGAAGGCUCUGUAUGACUUCGAGGAGCAGUGUGUGGAGGAGUAUUUCAGAGAGAAGGAGGACGAGGAGCAGUCGUCUAGCAACGAACGCAUCCGGGUCACAUCGGAGAGGGUAGAGAACAUGUCGAUGCGUCUGGAGGAGGUGAACGAGAGGGAGCACUCCAUGAAGGCUUCCCUGCAGACGGUGGACCUGCGACUGGGUCAGCUGGAGGAGUUCUCUGGACGUAUGAUGAACGCCCUGGAGAAGCUGGCCGGGGUGGACCACAACGACCUGGUCAGAACCCAGUCGGGGGUCUCCUCGGUCUGCGACACGUCCUCUCUGCUCCGUCACAGCUCCAUCAACAGCUCUGACGGCUACAGUCUGUACCGGUACCACCUGGAGAUGGGAGAUGACACCCGCUCUGAGGCUGGGGACAUCAGGAGCCCUGAGAGGAAGGGUAGCCAGAGGAAGGUGGUUGAGAGGAAACGGAGUAUGAGAGAAACCACGACCAGCAUCACGGCCUCUGUGAAGGAGUACGGAGCCACGUUAGACGUGGUGGGCCCCAGAGAGAGGAAUCAUUCCAGCUCCAGUGUCUCUGUCUGCGAAGGGGCGAAGGAAACCCCAACCCAGAGGCCUGAGGUUCCUACAGAGGCUUCUCCACCGCCCUGCAGCCCUGCAGCCUCGAUGGACGCGGCCCUGGAGAAGGCAGGCGUGACCACGGAGAAGAUCAAGCUAGAAGCAGCCAUCUCAUACCCUCUGGAGAGGGUCAGGUCCCUGCAGUACCAGUCACCCGAGACCCACAGUGACUGUCUCACCUCCAGGCCCAGAUCCAGGAGCACUAUGGUGUACAACCCAGCCGAUGGGGGAGAUGAGGGGGCUACUUGGGCCACAGACGUCAACAACCCCCUCACUGGGGAACUGGAAACGGUUACCUCCAGAUCUCCAACCAUGGGUCACUGGGCAGCGCGCUUCGAGUACAGAGUCCACCCCUGCCCGUUCGGCCACAUGCCCAAAGUCUCCAUGGAGAAGCUAGUCCCCACCACCACAGAUACAAAGGACGAGGCAGAGGCAGACAGUGAACCACAGGAACCAGGGAAGAGCAAGUCAGAGAGCAACCAAGAUGGAGGUGAGGAGAAGCAGGAAGCUGAGGCUAAAGAUACUGGUGGAGGCCUUCUGCUUGUGGCAGAGGACAGGAUGUAUCCAUCACUGAGGUCUAAGAGCCUGAACACCAACCCCACAGAGAACCAAGUCAGACAGUAUUAAAGACCUAACAGCUAUGUUAGGAGGGACUGGGCACAAAGGACCAAGUCAGACAGUAGUGGAAAAGACCUAACAGC
This is a messenger RNA of Oncorhynchus gorbuscha (pink salmon), 2273 nucleotides long. Its product is annotated as transient receptor potential cation channel subfamily M member 1-like. Gene Ontology annotation, molecular function: calcium channel activity. Gene Ontology annotation, cellular component: membrane. The annotation marks the transcript as partial. The record is from RefSeq and is a predicted model, not a curated record. The transcript has 9 exons. NCBI's taxonomy places the organism in Eukaryota, Metazoa, Chordata, Actinopteri, Salmoniformes, Salmonidae. Gene Ontology annotation, biological process: protein tetramerization; calcium ion transport into cytosol.